Molecule: messenger RNA, 3609 nt
Organism: Sarcophilus harrisii (Tasmanian devil)
Lineage: Eukaryota; Metazoa; Chordata; Mammalia; Dasyuromorphia; Dasyuridae
Gene: TLCD5
Product: TLC domain containing 5
Exons: 2
Coding region: 515-1252 (245 amino acids)
Cellular component (GO): membrane
Source: RefSeq, a predicted model, not a curated record
GCAGAAAAAUGCAAGACCUGCCUCAUUCAUGUCACAAUUGUUCAGUUUUGUGGCUGCAAUAUUUCUUGUUUCUCUUGGAAAGGAUUUCAUUGUGCUUUUUGAAAUGAAUGUAUUCUUCUCACAUGUAUGUUAUUAAAGUCACCCUGAUAUAGAGGAACUACAGGGGGAAAAAUCAAGUGACUUUCUGGAGGCCACAGGGAAAGUCAUCAGUAGAGCUGAAGACUUUCUCACAGUCAUUGAGCAUAAAAGCAUGCUAGACACUGUACUGAGUACAAAAUCUGGCUCUUGAGGUAAGAUGGGUCAAGAGGACUUUCAUCUAAAUUUGAAUAGAAAAUUUGUGGCCAUGUAAGUUAGGAAGAAGAGUCAUAGUGAGGACAAGUUAUGUGCAUGUGGGUUUGUGGUUUCAUAGCACUCUGCAUCGGAAAUGAAGAUGCAUGCAUAUAAAAACCUUGAUUGAUUUUUUUUUAGAGUGAGUUCCCCUUGAUGUGUCUGUUUUUGGUUUCUCUGUGACAGGAUGGCAGCUGCUUUGUGUCUGCAGGUUCUCUGCAGCCUAUGUGGCUGGCUAUCACUCUACUUCUCCUUUUGCCGCUUAAAUAAGCAUCGGAGCUAUGAAUGGAGCUGCAGACUGGUUACAUUUACACAUGGAGUCCUUUCCAUAGGCCUCUCUGCUUAUAUUGGAUUUAUUGAUGGUCCCUGGCCUUUUACUCAUCCAGGAUUACCCAACACUCCUCUGCAAGUACAUGUUCUAUGUCUCACCCUGGGCUACUUCAUCUUUGAUCUUGGCUGGUGUGUCUACUUCCAGACAGAGGGAGCUCUGAUGUUAGCUCACCACACACUGAGUAUCUUGGGCAUCAUCAUGGCUCUUGCUCUUGGGGAAUCAGGCACUGAGGUCAAUGCCGUUCUCUUUGGCAGUGAGAUCACUAACCCAUUGCUACAGAUGCGAUGGUUCCUCCGGGAGACGGGACACUACCACAGUUUCACAGGGGAUGUGGUAGACUUUCUCUUUGUGGCUCUAUUCACAGGAGUGAGGAUUGGUGUUGGGGCAUGGCUUCUUUUUUGUGAAAUGGCCUCGCCUAAACCCAAGUGGUUUGUGAAGGCAGGUGGAGUGGCCAUGUAUGCUGUGUCCUGGUGUUUCAUGUUCAACAUUUGGCGCUUUGCCUGGAAGAAGAGUGUCAAGAAAUACCAUGCCUGGCGUAGCAGGCGAAGUGAGGAUCGACAACUGAAAAAGAACGGACAUCUCAAAGUGCAUUAAUCAGGGCUUGCAGCUUGCUAUGAAUGGGGAUAAAGAACUUAGCUUCUUAAAAGAGUAGGUUUGGGAAUUAUUGAAAAUAUGGCUGCUUUGGAAUGGGAUGCUCAUAGCAAACUUGGGGGAAAAAAAUUUAAGGGCUUAAUCCGUUCAGGAAUGUAUUCAGUUCUAGAGCACAAACAUAAAUAUCAGUAUUGAGUACUAAGUUCUAUAAUGGCACACUUGAAGCAACUGAGGCUACAUUGCAGGAAGUGUUGAGGGCUUGAAUCAUGUCAGAACCAUGUAAAGAGCUCUGCUGGAACCCCUGUUUAUUAACUGAAGGCCCUCAUGUCUUUGGGCAGCUUGGAAGGAUCAGCAAAGUGUAUUUUUUUGCCUUUAUUACUUUGAGAAGAGUGAUUCUUUCCAUCUAUUUAUUACUUAAUGUAGUCAUAUUCUUCACCUGGUUUAUGCCACCACCACAUUAUGAGGGAAUUUGGUGGAAGCGUCAUUGGUAUUUUCGGUAACUUAUUAUCUUAACAGAUAAUCCUUGCAGAAGAGAGGGGUAUAAGAAAGAAACACACAUGCUUGUAGUCUCAGCUAAACUAAUUCUACAGCUAGAGGGCUUCAAGCUCUUCUAAAAAAGCUGCAGUGCAGAGAAAUUUAUAGGGUCCUGUUGUACAGGUUCUGUUGUACCAAGAAAACUGUACUCCAGUUCUCAGGGGCUUUAGUACAUUAAUCUCUGUGCUUGAGAGGCUGUGGCUGGAUUCCAUGGGGAUUUACUAUGUGGAUUCCACUGGGCUUGAGAUGGCAGUUCAGGUUUCAGCUCAGCUGUAAGCACCUCAAAUGACAACCAAAGAGAGUAAAUAGUUGUGCUGGCCCCAGGGCAAUGAGGCUGCAUUUCUCCCCCCCCCCCCCUUUCUCUCUCUCAUCUAUUAUCUCUGUCUCUUCAUAAGACCUUACUCCUCUAGGUUCUUAAAAAUGUGCCACUAGAUAUAAGUAUUCAGUUAUAUAGCUGAUCUUAAAAGAACAAAAGCAUUCCCAUGGAUCAAGCCUGCCUCCUGCCCACAAACAGAGCAAGGGGUCAGGAAUCUCAAUUUCUGGUUUCCGUACACACCACCACCACUAAUUUAGCAGAUGAUACAGAUACUGUAUCAUUGUGGUCUAUUGGGAAAAGCACUGGAUCUUCAUGUAGAAGACCUGGGUUCAAAUUCAAGCUCUUACAUGUACUUACUACUUGUGUGACUUUGGGAAAGUCACUUAAGCUUUCUGAGUUCAGGUUCCUUAUCCAUAAAAUGAGAGAAGGAUUGGAUAAGAUGAUCUCUUGAGGUUGAUUCCAGCUCGGCAUCUUAUAGGACCAGUUAAAAUCUUGCUGCAGUUUGCCCCCUGUAAGGAGCUAACAUCUAUCUCACAGAGGCUAGCUUGAGCUACUGUGGAUGCCUGUAAAAAAAAUAUUUACAGAAGGCAUAUAUGCUAUUUAUUUAUUUGGAUGGUGGUUUAUUAGCUCAGUUGGUUAGAGUAUAGUGCUAUUGAAACUUAGGUCACAGGUUAAUCCUCAUAUAGACUAAGGGAAUUUAUUCUAUUUCAUUUCCGGAGACUACCCUGACUUCAUCCAGUUGUCACAAAAAGGGAUGCCUUUAGCCAUAGUAGGAAUCAAGCACAAAAACGGAAAUGAGUCAAUACAUCACACUUGGAAAAACAACACAAUUCAUCUUAUUAUUAAAAAUCAGUAGCAAUUUUGAGAAACAUAGGAUGUUACUUUUACUUCAUUCAAGAAGCAUUUUUUGCUGGGCAUUGAAAUAAUCUUCUAACACCCAUCAUCUGCAUUUGCUUAUAUCAAUGUGUCCAUGGAAAACUAGUAAGUUAUACUUCAACAACAUCUGGGUAUCUAAGGAAUGCUGACUUCAGCAAAAGCUUAUGGUGAGGAGUGUGGCUUGGCACAUGGACUCCAAAGAAAACUGGUCUUUAGAUUUUGGCACAGUGAAACCUCAGAACUAGCCAAGUGAAUGCUCCUGAUAUUACAGCACAUUCCUUUCUCCUUCCCCUCGACAAGUGUACAGGGGAAUCUUGCUAUUUGUGGAUAAUCUCAUGAGAAAAAAAGCUGUUAUUAGUUUGUGGAAUGAUGAGUUAACUCCUAGGCAGCUGGCAGUGGGGAGGGAUUCCUCAUAGCAGCUCUCCUGUGUGUUGUGGUUGGUACUUGUGUAGAAACUUCCCCAAGAGAAAAUGUGAAAUGAAGAUCACUCAGUAGCUGAAGAAAUAAGCUUGAGACUUCUAUCACAGGUACAGAAAGAGCUAACUCACCUAUGGUACUGUGGAAUGAAAAUGAAAUACUAAUUUACAUUUGGAUUACUAUGUAAUAAUAACAUUUUAACUAUGAAGGAUUUAUA